AUGAUAAAAUUAAAAGGAUGGCUGCCAUUGGUAGCGCUCAUCGCUACUACAAUCGGUAAACCUCAAAAUGGAAAUCUGGCCCCGAAUUCGGAUUUCAAGGGCUUGUCAUUUGACAAUAUCGAAUGGGCCAAAGCAACUUCUAGAGCUAGCAAGUUCGUUGCGCAAUUGACCUUGGACGAAAAGAUUGGUAUCGUCACUGGAAACGCGUCAAAUCUUCAAGGAUGCAUUGGCAACAUAGACGCAGUGCCUCGACUCAACUUCCAAGGAAUAUGUAUGAUGGAUGGACCGCAGGGAAUAAACCGUGCUGAGAGCGUCAGCGUCUUUCCUAGUGGUAUAACGAUGGGGGCUACUUGGGAUACCAGCCUCAUCUACCAACGUGGGAUGGCGAUGGCCAAGGAGUUUAAGGGUAAAGGAGCUCAUGUUAUGCUUGGACCUGUAUCUGGACCACUCGGCCGCAACGCUCUAGGUGGCCGCAACUGGGAAGGCUUCGCGGCUGACCCGUACUUGACUGGCCUCGCCAUGAGCGCCUCUAUUGCAGGAGCACAGUCCGUCGGGGUACAGACGAGUUCGAAACAUUUCAUCGGGAAUGAACAAGAGACGCAAAGAACACGGACCACCUCGAUCGAUGGGAGCAUCGUUGAGGCGGUGUCAUCCAACAUAGAUGAUAGGACACUUCACGAACUCUAUCUUUGGCCCUUUGUCGAUGCAGUCAGAGCUGGUACAACAUCAAUCAUGUGUAGCUACAACCGGGUCAACCAGGAAUAUGCAUGUGCCAACGAGAGGUUAUUGACAGAUAUUCUCCGCGACGAGAUCGGCUUCCGUGGCUACGUAGUCUCGGAUUGGUACGCUACUCACAGCACGUUGGCGACUGCCAAUGCUGGCCUUGAUCUAGAGAUGCCCGGUGUAUCCUUAGCCCAGGAUCCUACAUACUUCGGUGACGCCUUGCUCGGGGCUGUCUCCGCGGGUAAUGUAACGCAGAGCCGAUUGGAUGACAUGGCUACUAGGGUUCUGACACCUUAUUACCUGCUCGAACAGGACAACGACUAUCCCACUGUCGACCCUGCCUCUAUCUACAACUAUGUGUUCCAGGAGGUUGGGUGGGACAGCCCUUAUAUUCCAUUGCUACUGCCACUGCUUGGAGAUAAGGAGCCACCUGCUGGUAGGGACGUCCGUGGAGACCAUGCCUCUCUUAUCCGAAAGAUAGGUGCCGCAGGUUCUGUAUUGCUCAAAAACGAGGGCGGCAUUCUGCCUCUGAGUGCUAGUACGACUAUGAACAUCGGUAUCUUCGGGAACGACGCCGGCGAUCCGACAGAUGGGCUCACUGCCCUCUUGACGGAUGAUCCGCUAGGUUUUGAGUAUGGCACCCUUGAUAUCGGUGGAGGUUCCGGCACGGGACGUCACUCAAAUCUCGUUUCGCCGUUAAAUGCAAUCAAGGAGCGUAUUGCCAACACCGGAGGCAAGGUACAGUAUCUAUUGUCUAACUCAAUCAUUUCUGAGAAUAACUUUCGGACCAUCUACCCUAGACCAGACGUGUGCCUGGUGUUCUUGAAGACUUACGCAGCGGAAACCUACGAUCGAGCUUCCUUCGAGGCUGACUGGAAUUCGACGCAAGUCGUCACUAACGUUGCCAACUUUUGCAAUAACACCAUCGUCGUCACACACUCUGCUGGAAUCAACACCAUGCCCUGGUCGAAUCACACAAAUGUCAAGGCUAUCAUUGCCGCCCACUUACCCGGCGAAGAAACUGGAAACGCAAUAGUCGACGUCCUCUGGGGGGAAGUCGAGCCGAGCGGCCGACUACCCUACACGGUUCCCAAAUCGGCAGCAGACUACGGUAUCCCCAUCACAAACCUCACUGGACAAGACGUGGGGCGCUAUGGAUGGCAGGCAAACUUUACCGAAGGUCUGAUGAUAGAUUACCGCCAUUUUGACGCUUUCGAUAUCGAACCACUCUUUCCAUUUGGGUUCGGACUGAGCUACACCACUUUCGAAAUGGCAACGCCGGCGACAUUUACCAGUCUCGUUCCGAGCGGAUCGCUAACGCCGACUCCCGACGCAGCUGUCGAGAUUCAACCAGGUGGCAAUCCUGAGCUCUGGUCUACCCUAAUCACUGGGACUGUUGCGGUCAGAAACACUGGCACCAGAGCUGGUGCUACCGUGGUUCAGCUUUAUAUGUCCUACCCCAAAUCUUCUGUGCCGGAUGGGACGCCGCUAAGGGUCCUCCGUGGGUUCCAGAAGGUGUAUCUUGAACCUGGGGCUGAAUCGGUGGUGUUAUUCAACCUCACAAGGCGUGAUGUCAGCUUUUGGGAUGUGGACGCGCAGUCUUGGCGAGUGCCAGAGGGUGAAUUAGGGUUCUACGCUGGGUUCAACUCACGGGAACUUGUUCAGAAUGCAACGCUUAUAUUGCUGUAG
Molecule: messenger RNA, 2412 nt
Organism: Neoarthrinium moseri
Lineage: Eukaryota; Fungi; Ascomycota; Sordariomycetes; Amphisphaeriales; Apiosporaceae
Exons: 3
Coding region: 1-2412 (803 amino acids)
Biological process (GO): glucan catabolic process
Molecular function (GO): beta-glucosidase activity
Source: RefSeq, a predicted model, not a curated record